UAUUCUUCUUUCAAAGAGCCAAUUCUUUUCAUCUUAUCUUACCUACAUACAAGACAUGGCAACUCAACCUUUCUCUCCAUCAAGAACAAUGAUUUCACAACUACAAAUGACUAAUGUUGAAGAGAAGAUCAUCAUAGAACAAGUUAAGGAUACACAUAAUCCGAAUGGUGGCAUAGAUGUUGAUGCAAAUUGUCUUCUCAAGUUUGUGAAGGGCAUUUUCAAUUUGAAUACGGUUCCUCGAGAAGCAAUGAAAGACAGGUUACAGUUACAAGAACAUAUUCAAAAGGAGAUUUCAUUUGUUGUUUUACAACUCUCUUUUGUGAUAGCCUUCACUUGUGUAAGCUAUGAUGAUAGUCACUCAACUGCCAUUUAUCUACUAAGCUUGUUGUCAAAGUAUAUGUGGCAUGCUAAGGGAGUAAUGUUACUCGCAUGUUUUGCGAUCAUCCGAGGAAAAUCUAAAGUUUCUUCACAAUCAUGUCAUUGGAAAGGACUAUCCUACAACAUGGCUUCUCUAAGAAAAAGUGUAAACUCAUUGCUAUCCACUGAAAAUGAAAUUUUUUUGAAUGACUCAAUAAAGUCCAUGUUUGAUCUCACCGAGCUCAUGGUUGAGCUUCGACAUUCAUCAUCAAUGUUUUUGGCAAACUACUGGAUCGCAAGAAAUGUUGUUGCCUAUGCUCACCUUCUUAUUUUGGACCUUGAGCCACAAAAUCAGAUGAUGACAGAACUGUCCAACGUAUCCGCCAAAAUCAAAGAGAUUCUGGCUUCCAGCCUCCCACUACUAGAGGCGAAAAGGGCGGAAGAAAAUUAUCAAGCGUUGUUACAUGCGUUUGAUAAUUCUUCAAAUAUUUUGGACGUUCUUCAAUUGAUAUUCAAUGUCAAAAAUUAUGAAGAGAAGCCAAUUUUGGACCGUACUAGUUGGCCAAAUCGUUCAAUGGGAUUAGAUGAGUUUGAAGGGGAUGGAGUGCUAUUGCUAAUAUCAUCUGGCAAACAUUUCCCCUAUUUUGCGUAUCAUGCGGCGUCCACAGGAGUAAAGAUGAUUUGGGUUCCAAUUAUGAAGGGUGUGGAUGAGCAUAUACAAUUCCCUGACAGUUCCCGUGUCUACUACCGUGUAUUGAAUCCACAAAAAUGGAUUGCACCAGAAUUUGUAAGAUUUCUUAAAAACAAGUGCUUCUCAACUUCUCAAGUUGGGGGUAACCCUAUUGUCAUUUCACUGGACAAACGAGGAAGAUUGGUUCAUUCUAAUGCACUGCACAUGCUAUUCACAUGGAGAAUUCAACUUACUGAAAGGAGAACAAUGAGAUCAGGUGAUAUAAUACCUUCAUUAGAAAAUGAGUUGAGGGAAAGGACUUCUGGUGCUGACCGUGUGAUUGAUGACAUUGACAAACAAAUACAUUAUUUUGCGAGAGUGGUCCGCAAAAAGAUCAAUGAUUGGGUGGACGACAUCGAGGCGAAGAUGAAAAGUUCGUUUCGUUCAUACAAUUACACGCGUGAAAGAGAACAAGAGCUUUGGAUUAAAGAAUCUUGGAAUCUUAAGCUUGUAGUAGGAUGGUCCGGCUGGUACUACGAAAAGAUGCUAAACAAUUGGAUUGAUGGUGAUGAAAAGUACAUUUUCUUAUGCGGAGGCAAUAACAUUAAACGAGUACUAGAAUUUGUACUUAAGGUACAAGAAGUUCGUUCCAAAUUCCAAAUGAAUAUGAAAAUUGCAUACGUUGGAAGAAGAGGAGCAAUUUUUAGAGAGAUGAGGAGAGGAUGUGAUUAUAACUUUGACGUGUAUGAUUUUAAGCGCUUUUGGUCACGACUUUAUAGUGUGGCCUCAUCUAGGAUUCAAUAUUUAAAUAAAGUUGGACUUGAUGAAGGAAGUGAUGAAAUUUUACAAGGACUCAGGAAAUUAUUAUCUUAUGAAGAUGAAUGCACAACAAUUGAAUCAUGGGCUUUGUUGGGCAAAGGAAAAAGAAUAAUUGGAUGUGAUAUGGGAGACAAAAUGUUAGGAGUCUUGAAUGAGUAUGAGAAAUGGAAUAGCAAUGCACGUGCCAAUGAUUUUGAACAAGCAUUCAAGGAUUGCUAUGAGAUGCUUAAUAGUUCUUCUUCUUCUUCUUCCCAUCAACACUCUUGUUGUGCUCUCAAUUACUCAUCUAAUUUGGAUCAAGUUUCAGAGGUUGAGUCCUGCCCUCAAUGUGACCAGAACAUGCAUAAAGUUGUCACUUUCUCCUGUUGUCAUGGUCCGGCUAAUUAUUUAUAUUAUCUUUCGAAUAAAGACUAGCUAUGAAGAAUACUAGAGUUUGUGUUCUACUUGCACUGGCUGCGCUGUUAGAGUUGUUGUAGUAGUCUACAUGCAUGUAUUAUGUUUGUAGUUGUACGCUCAUGGUUGUAAUAUUAUUCAUUGAAUAUACAUUUUAAUUUAUUCACGUGUUCAA
Messenger RNA from Ipomoea triloba (trilobed morning glory), 2414 nucleotides. RefSeq lists its product as uncharacterized. The record is from RefSeq and is a predicted model, not a curated record. Gene Ontology annotation, biological process: phloem development. The coding region runs from base 56 to 2260 and encodes 734 amino acids. NCBI's taxonomy places the organism in Eukaryota, Viridiplantae, Streptophyta, Magnoliopsida, Solanales, Convolvulaceae. The transcript is spliced from 8 exons.